Molecule: messenger RNA, 465 nt
Organism: Drosophila arizonae
Lineage: Eukaryota; Metazoa; Arthropoda; Insecta; Diptera; Drosophilidae
Product: putative salivary secreted peptide
Source: RefSeq, a predicted model, not a curated record
AAACAGAGUCAAAUCGAACGUCUUCGAAGUAGAAACUAGAAACGAACAACUAAACAAAAUGAAAUUCCUAUACAGCUGCCUUCUACUGCUGGCCGUCUUCGCCGCCAGCCAGGCCUUCAGCUCCAGCUGGGGCAAGCGCAACAACACCGAUAUCCUACUCUCCCGCCAGAACGAGAGGCGUGCCCCACUCAAGAACAACUACUGGAGCGUCAAUAUCGAUUACCCAAUGCAGGGCACCAGCAACAACUACACGAUCAGCUUCAUCAAUGUGAUCGACAACUUCCGCAACACCUCCGGUGCCACGCCCAGCCUGUGGAGCGGCGGCCCCGGCUACCGUUAUGCCCAAAUCAAUCUGCGCAGCCAGGUCAGCCGUGGCAUCGACUCCACCGUCGAGAUCUAUGGCAAAAGGAAAUAAAUGUCUCAAGUAACUCGAACGAUGUGCCCGAUAAAUAACUCCCAUAAACU